GUUCAGGAAAUGACCUGCAGCUCAGCAAGUGGAGUCAAAGUAAGUGUUUUGUUCUUCCAGACUCUCAAUAGCAGUUUUCCCCUCUGUGUUUUAUUCCCAAUCACUGAUUGGAAUAGGGAGAGUGGAUUCCCAGAAUGUUGCUGAUCCUUCUCUCCAUCUCCCUGUGUUUUUCCCGGGUCUCUCCCGACACCCACUCACUGACUGUGAUCUACACGGCAGUCUCUGGCAUUAAGGAUUUUCCGGAGGUGACUAACAUUGCGAUAGUCAAUGGAGUUCAACUCAAUUAUCAUGACACUAAUAUUGGUCGGAUGGUCCCCAGGCAGCAGUUCAUGGUGGACUAUUUUGAUGCAGAGUACUGGGAAUAUCUCACAGGUCUCGGGAAUACACGAUCAGACAUGGCAAAGGAGAAUCUGAAUACAAUGAUGAAAAGUACAAACCGGACAUCUGGAAUUCAUGUGUUUCAAUGGAUAGCAAUUGCCGAGAUCACUGAUGACGGCUCUAUUAAGAGAUCGAUGCGAGUUGGAUUUGAUGGAGAGGAUUACCUCAGCUUAGAGCCAGAUAGAAUGAGAUGGAUUGCAACCAAUCACAAUGCAGUAAAGACUAAAGAGAAAUGGAAUGCUGAUGAAUCCUGGAACAAAUAUUGGGAAACACAUCUCAAGCAAGGAUUUGUUCAGAAUUUAAAGAGAUAUUUGCAAGCUGGAAAGCAGUAUUUUGGAAGGAAAGUUCAGCCUGAAGUGUUCAUCUCCAGGAGGGAGCCCAAUGGUCAGGACAAGCCGCUCACUCUCUCCUGCCUGGUCACUGGGUUUUAUCCUGUAGACAUCGAGGUGACCUGGCUAAGGAAUGGAGAGGUCAUGUCUGGGACCCAAUCCUCAGGGGUACGACCGAACCACGAUGGGACCCAUCAGAUCCAGAAAGAGAUUGAGAUCAAUGCUGGGAAUGAGGAUCAAUACUCCUGUCAAAUUGAACACAGCAGCCUGGCAGAGGCCCAGCUCUAUCAGUGGGAUCGUUUAUGUAUAUCACAAACAACAGUGACCCCAGCACUGACCCCUGUGGAACACCACCGGUCACCUUUCUCCAUUUGGAGCAACUCCAGUCUUCCAGUCUCUCGGAAGACUUCGCGACGGCUGGUGGAAGUCCUGAAAAACAGUGCAGGAUAUGCUCAUCUUGAAAUUGUGAUUGGAUUAGUCUCUGCAAUGGCUGCAAUAUUCGGAAUAAUCAUCUGGAAAAAACCCUGGAAAGGUUCACCAGGUGGGACCUACACAACAGCUCCCACUUCUGAUAUCUCUGUUCCAGCUCCUUCAUGAUUUGAUUGAACGGUGGAUCCUGGAUCUGCAGGUUUGGAUCCCGAUCCUUCAAAUGAGACCUUCUCAAGUCGUGUUUCCAUCCCGUCUCAGAAAUGUGAGCAGUGUCACCGUCAGAGAGAUCUUCACGGAUGGUUCCUCCCUCACACUUUCUGAUCCUCACUGUCUUCAGUGGGUCAGUGAUUGACCUGAAACGUAGCAAUGUCCUGAACUCCCUCUGAGCGAGUGUUGUACUGUAGGACGUGAAUCAUUUCUGCACUUUAUGCAACAAAAUUUUAACUUUUAUGUUAAAGUCUCUAUGAAUUUUGUAACUGUCUGAUUGUUAGAUUGAUAUCUCUCUCUCACUAUUUAAUUUCUACUUUUCUAUUUUUAUUCUCAUCUGUUUUAAGCCGAACUGAUCUGUUUUGCACUUUACGGAAACAGCGUGAUCAAAUGUGAA
Messenger RNA from Hemiscyllium ocellatum (epaulette shark), 1740 nucleotides. Its product is annotated as class I histocompatibility antigen, F10 alpha chain-like. Gene Ontology annotation, biological process: immune response. Lineage: Eukaryota; Metazoa; Chordata; Chondrichthyes; Orectolobiformes; Hemiscylliidae. Bases 135 to 1304 code for a protein of 389 amino acids. The record is from RefSeq and is a predicted model, not a curated record. Gene Ontology annotation, cellular component: external side of plasma membrane. The transcript is spliced from 9 exons.